This is a messenger RNA of Amphimedon queenslandica, 4769 nucleotides long. Its product is annotated as endoribonuclease Dicer-like. Bases 5 to 4729 code for a protein of 1574 amino acids. Lineage: Eukaryota; Metazoa; Porifera; Demospongiae; Haplosclerida; Niphatidae. The record is from RefSeq and is a predicted model, not a curated record. Gene Ontology annotation, molecular function: protein binding; RNA binding; ribonuclease III activity. The transcript is spliced from 10 exons. Gene Ontology annotation, biological process: RNA processing.
CAAGAUGGCGUCUGGAGAGACCGUGAAGAUGCCAAUGGAGAAGAAAGAACUCCGUAAGGGCCGCCCUUAUCAGGAUAAAAUGGUAGAGUAUGCAAUUAAAGAGAACACAAUAGUCUCCCUCGGGACUGGAGCAGGGAAGACGUUUGUAGCAGUAAUGCUGAUAAGAGAAAUGGCUCACUUUGCUGAAGGACAGUUCACAGAGUCUGAGGGACAGAGAAUUAUAUUUUUAGCACAUACAGUUCCUCUUGUCAAGCAGCAAGCAGAGUACAUACGUGAUAACACUAGCCUUAAAGUCUUUGAGUUUGUCGGAGACCCUAAAGGUAAUAUUGACAGCUGGCCUAAGGAGACUUGGUACAAUCACUUCAACGCUGCCAACGUCCUCGUCUUCAGUCGAACAAUCUUCUUAGAUCUACUCAUGAAAGGUUUCAUCAAGCCUCGUCAACUCUGUCUUAUUGUAUUUGAUGAGUGUCACCAUGCUACAAAGAAUGAUCCUUUUGUUCAAAUUAUGAAAGUGGUUAAAGAUGCUCCACCCGAGGAGAGACCACGUAUUCUGGGCCUCUCCGCAUCACUACUGGGACAAAAGGUUAAGCCCGGUGAUUUAAAGAAAGGAGUGAAGAAUUUGGAAGCAACCCUAAUGUCCACGGCCAGGACUGCCCCCGAUAUGGAGGAAGUCCUCAAAUUUGCUACUAACCCUGAUGAGAAGAUAGCUAGCUAUGAGAGUGCUCUUGAUGAGCCUGCCUCUCUUCUUAAAGAGAUCAUACACCCGCCACUCGUCUUCCUACAGACCAAAAUCCAAGAGAGGAAGGGAAAGCUCGAAGAGACUGCGAAGAACCUCCUCGACGACCUCCAUCACAUUUUAAUUGAUCUUGGCCCUGCCAGUGCUGCUGGUUUUGUUUCUGUGGCUAUUUUUGAGUUACGUAAAGCUAUAGAAUAUACUGAUACUAUUGACGAAUGGGAGAAACACAUUGCCUGGCUUGCAUUAGAAAAAUUAUAUAUAUUUGAAGCCUCUUGUCGCCAGUUUAAGACAAAGUACGGUAUACUACAGGACAGUAACAAAGUCAAAACUUUGCUGGAUGAGAUCAGAGACACUGUAUCAGCUAAUGGAGAGAUGAGUGACAGUCCUCCCAGCAAAGGAACAAAGGAAGAGGCCAAAGGUGAGGAAGAGAAGGAGGAAGAGGUGCAGAAGAAAGAUCAGAAGUCUUCUCCUCAAGCUAAGAGAGCCCUAAGAGGUAUUAUAUUUGCAGAGAGACGUCACACGGCUUUGUGCCUGUCCAAGCUAAUACAGGAAAAGAAGAAGACACAGCCGGACCUCAAGCAUGUUUCGUGUGAUUUUGUAGUCGGCCAUAGCCUUGGUCAGAGUGGAAAUGCCAUGAGGAAAGAAGCUCGUAUGAAGUCCUCAAGACAAGAACAAGUACUGGGCAAGUUUCGUAAGGGAACAGUGAAUCUCCUGGUGGCUACCAGCGUGAUUGAGGAGGGGGUGGACGUGCCAAGGUGUAAUCUUGUGAUUCGUUUUGAUCUUCCACAGAACUUUCGUUCGUAUGUUCAAUCCAAAGGACGAGCCAGGGACAAGCCGUCUAAAUUUGUACUACUCCUGAGUGACAUGGAGAAGAAUAAGUUGGGAGAGAUUAGGUGCUAUCAUCAGCUAGAGACUGAACUGAUUGAGCUCUGCCAGUCUGAUAGGGCUCUCCCCUCCGAGGAGGAGAUUCAGAAGAAGAUGGCCGACAUUAUUCCACCGUACAUGCCUAACGGAACUGAAGGAGCUAGAGUUAGCCUUGGAAACAGUCUAACUCUCCUCCACAGGUAUUGUGGUCGUCUUCCUCAAGAUGAGUACACAAAACUGUCUCCUCAUUUUGAAGUUAAGAAGAUACCAAAAGCUGGCGGGCGCACACUGUCAUUAAGUGAGCUAUCUCUUGAAGAGGAGGAUGAAGAUCCUAAUCAUAAUUAUAUUUGCUCGUUAUUUUUGCCAAUCAACUGUCCCUUGAGAUCAGAUAUCAUUAAAUCUCCUCCACUAGGCACUAAGCAACAGUCGCAAAGAGCAGCUGCAUUAUAUGCUAUGGAGAAGUUGCAUAAAAUGGAUGAAGUUGAUGAUCUUUUCAAAGCAAAGGCAUCAGCUGAUUCCGACGAUGAAGAUGUCAAAGAAGAGAAAAAGGGAGAGAAAACUGGAGCAGGGAGUGAUAAGAAAUCCUCCUCAUACAAGAAAGAGGUUUCACCACUAUUAACUGGUUGUUUUGAAUCAUCAGUUAAUGCCACUGGUUACUUUGCUUAUGCUUUUGUUAUCAAAGAAGAAACGAGGGGUUUGCUGUACUCCAAGACUCAAGGGGUUGCUAUGCUAACUAAAAAGCAGCUUCCAUAUUGGAUGAUCCCUGCCUAUUCUCUGUAUGUGAAAGACAACUCAGAGACUGAGAUAAAAUUGACAGUGACUUUAAAACCAGUCACCCAACACAUUCCUUCUCUAACUGAUGAGGAACUGAAUAUUUAUCGCUCGUUUCAUCACAAUGUAUUCACUGACAUACUCUUCAUCACUCCCGACAAUCUUGAGGCUAACUUUGACAAAGCAAUUAAAGAUUACAUCAUUGUUCCUGUUACUAUAAAUAGCUUGGAUGGGAAAACCGUAGAUGACAUUAAACUCGAUUUUGCUCAUGCAAAGAGCAUAGUUAGCUAUUAUGAAGCUGGAGAGAAGAGGAAGCCAUCAAAACCAUACACACCUUCAUCCCUCAAUAGUUGUCUUGUUACACCUGCGUAUAGGGAUUCCACCAUUCCUGGCCUCCAGGAAAUAUUUUGGGUUGAAAUGGAUGAGUCCAAGACUCCACUAUCUCCUUUUAACUAUCCAAAGUUUGCCAAUUUUGUAGAGUUUUUUAAGAGCAAGUACGACUAUGAGAUUAUCGAUAAGGACCAGCCUGCUCUAAUCUGUCGGAGGGUCAAUACAAGUUUCCUUAAGCUUUUCACAUCACGGUAUCUUAUGAGUGAACCGGCAGUUAAGAAAACUGACAUCACAAUGUUUCCUGAGCUGGUUCACGUGUUCCCUGUCUCUGUUUCUUUUUGGCGUGUCCUCAGGUGCCUCCCUGCAAUGCUCUGGCGAGUGGAGUCACUCCUAAUAGCCCACAAACUCUCCACCAGGAUAAGAAUGGAGACUGGAAUUGGUCGUGAGAACUCCGACACAUUUCUCCUAACGGAUACUAGUGUUAGGGGUUAUGCUGACUCGGGUCAUGGAGUGUUACCAUCACGCAGGCUACAAUACUUGAAUGAUUUGACACCUGAUAUUACCAAAGUGCCCUCUGACGAAGAGAUCCGUUAUUCAAACAGGGGGCCUGAUAAUUGUCUAAUAUUGCAGGCCCUCACCCCCAGGGGAGCAAACGAUUCGAUUAACCUAGAGCGUCUAGAGUUGUUAGGUGAUUCGUUUCUAAAGCUUGUUACGUCAGUUUAUCUGUACAACUUAAGACCAAACAGCCAUGAGGGGAAGCUAUCAGAAGCUAGAUCAAGACGAGUUGCUAAUAUUAAUCUGUUUGUCCUCGGUAAGAAGAAAGGUAUCACUAGCGCAAUACUAUCAGAUGAUUUUGUCAGUGGCAUUGAUAGCUUUAAGGAGAGGCUCACGUGGGUACCGCCUGGCUAUGCAGCUUUGGAAGAGUCUCACAAAGUCACUGAUAAAAGUGUUGCUGAUACAGUAGAGGCACUGAUAGGAGCGCAUACAGUGGCUGGAGGCUUAGAGGGAGGAAUAACACUUAUGAAGUGGUUUGGGAUUAAAAUCAAUGAUGGUUCUUCUACUAUUGCACCUCCUAAAUCUACCUCCAGCAAUACACGUUCACUACUCCUUGCUGAGUCUGAUUCUAUAUUUUCUAGUCAUUUUGGUUCUCCACCUGCCCCUAAGCUUGCUUUUUCAGAUAAAGCCAUAUCUACGAGAAAUCGCAUCCUCCCCCAAGUGAGCAGCAUACAAGGAAAGAUCGAAUACUCGUUUAAAAAUGAGCUCCUCCUCAUAGAGGCGAUGACACAUUCGUCCUAUCACAGGAAUGACAUCACUGGUUGUUAUCAGAGAUUAGAGUUUUUAGGCGACGCUAUUUUAGACUAUCUGGUGACAUGUCACAUAUACCAGUCAGACUCGUCUGCCGAGCCAGGAGAAAUAACAGAGCUGAGAUCAGCACUCGUUUGUAAUUCUCGUUUUGCCAAGCUCGCCAUUUCUCUUAACCUUCACAAGUCAUUGUGUCACGGCUCUCCGAAUCUCUUUAACGAUAUGAAGAAAUAUGCUCAAUCACUGAGACAAAGAGAGAAAGAAGACAUGUUUGAAGAAAUGUCAAUCAAUGAUAAUGACUCAGCUCAGGCUAUAGUUGAGAGUAUAAAAGAUGGUGAUUUUGAUGAUGAUGAUGAUGAUGAUGAUGACGAUGAUAUAGAGCCACCUAAAUCCCUCAGUGAUUGCUUUGAGGCAUUGGCUGGUGCUGUGUUCAUUGAUAGCGGAAUGAACCUACAAACUGUAUGGGAAGCCUUUUCCCCAUUUCUGGAGCCAUUGUUAAAAAAGUUCAAGAAAAAGAAUCUUCCUCCAUUGACUCCAAUCUGUGAGUUGCAUAAACUGAUCCCAAAGGAUUUGGAAGUCAAGAAAAAAGUCUUAUCAGAGGGUAGAUCACUUUGUAUUAUUGAAAUUAAAGAUAAGAAUAUCUGUGAAAUGGCUACUGCUCGCUCGUACAAGAAUGCCAAGAACUUUGCAGCUUCUAGAGUUUUAAAAAAAUUAGCUGAGAAAUAGUUAUUUUAAAAUUGCAAUACUUAUUAUUAUUAUUGUUAUU